UACCAGAAAUGUAUCAAAACAUUAUCUAGUUAGCUGGCUACGCACUAGCGUAUCCUCUCAGCUAAAAUAAUACUACAGAUUACACUAUGUAAAAUAGUAUCAAUUGAUUAUACACAUGUUUGGAUAGCUGUGCUAUUCGUUAUCGUUAGGCAGUUCGCUAGCUAACGUUAGCUAUAUUACAUAAUAUUCAACUGUCUGCGUUGGAAGAGGUAACGUUAGACAGACGAGCUGUGUGGGAGGAGGCCAAAACCAGGACGAGAGCGAAGUCGGAGAGGCCGCUUGACAGCUGAGGGGAGGGCAUCGAAACGCCAGCCGCAGCCCGGCCUGAGACACGGGUAGCAGGAUAGGGAAGCAGAGCGGAGAGGCCGCCGCCACAGCGGGGCCGGCGGACAAGAUGGCGGGCAGCCCCGAGAAGAGUGUCUCGGCGCAGGAGUGGAAGGAGCAGGGCAACCGCCUCUUCCUCAGCCGCAAGUACCAGGAGUCGGCCGCCUGCUACAGCAAAGCCAUUAAGCGGAAUCCCUCAGUGUCUGUGUACUACACCAACCGGGCACUGUGCCACGUGAAGCUGCAGCAACAUGACAAGGCCCUGGCUGACUGCAAGCAGGCGCUGGAGCUGGACCCCCAGUCAGUCAAGGCCCUCUUCUUCCUGGGUCAGUGUCACCUGGAGAUGGAGAACUACGACGAAGCCAUCGGCAACCUGCAGAGAGCAUAUAACCUGGCGAAAGAGCAACGGUUGAACUUUGGCGACGACAUUCCCAGUGCCCUCCGGAUAGCCAAGAAGAAGCGCUGGAACAGCAUCGAGGAGAAGCGCAUUAACCAGGAGAACGAGCUGCACGCCUAUCUCACCAAACUCAUCCUGGCAGAGAAGGAGAGGGAACUGGGUGACAGCAGAGAGGAACAAGACGCCAAGUCGGAGGAAUGCAGAAGUCGACACGACCUCACUAAGUUCCACUCCAAACACGACAAGCACCUGUCAGACAUGGAGGAGCUCUUCUCUCAGCUGGAUGAGAAGAGGAAGAAGAGGGAGAUCCCAGACUACCUGUGUGGAAAGAUCAGCUUUGAGUUGAUGAGGGAGCCCUGCAUUACACCCAGUGGGAUCACUUAUGACCGCAAAGACAUUGAGGAGCACCUACAGCGAGUGGGCCAUUUUGACCCGGUGACACGCAGCCCUCUGACUCAAGACCAGCUGAUCCCUAAUCUGGCCAUGAAAGAGGUCAUCGAUGCUUUCAUCAUGGAGAAUGGAUGGGUGGAGGACUACUGAAGGAGGGAGGGAGAAAGGGAGAGUAGGAAUCAUCAUUCCAAAAGAAGAACCAGACAUAAAAAGACUACAACAAACCAAACAAGUAUGAUCUACACUUUAAAGCUGAGGCCACACCACAGACUGACAUACCUUCACUAGGACUGAGACUACACCACAGACUGACAUACCUUCACUAGGACUGAGGUUACACCACAGACUGACAUACCUUCACUAGGACUGAGACUACACCACAGACUGACAUACCUUCACUAGGACUGAGACUACACCACAGACGGACAUACCUUCACUAGGACUGAGACUACACCACAGACGGACAUACCUUCACUAGGACUGAGACUACACCACAGACGGACAUACCUUCACUAGGACUGAGACUACACCACAGACGGACAUACCUUCACUAGGACUGAGACUACACCACAGACGGACAUACCUUCACUAGGACUGAGACUACACCACAGACGGACAUACCUUCACUAGGACUGAGACUACACCACAGACGGACAUACCUCCACUAGGACUGAGACUACACCACAGACUGACAUACCUUCACUAGGACUGAGACUACACCACAGACUGAUACUAGGACUGCCAUUUAAUCUCCUGUUGAUCUAUACAUCUCUCUCUGUUUCCAUCCUUGUCCUUUUCCCCCCUUUUCUUUUAUUGUGUCUCUCAGCUGCUCAUACUAGUCAGACCCAACAAUCAGGACACGCUACCAAACAUGAAUCAGAGCACAUCAUCCAACAACAGGACCCAAUCAGAAUAUAGUACCCAACACCUUGGGCCAAUCGCUUGAACGUUACACUCAGAACAACCAAUCACAUUGCAGACUCCUAAACCCAGCGGCCCAAUCACAUCCUAGACCUCGAGUCUACAAGUGCAGCGAUUCAGGGCUAAAUGUACUCUACUUGUGGUGAUGCUCCACAACUUGUCUUCUAUUUUAAAUCUCCUUUUCUAUGGGGAAGAGGACUGUCUGAGGCACCGCCAUGUUUUCGCCACUCUCCAUUCUAGUCCUCUUGAGUGGCUUGUAGAUGGUCCAAUGUAGUCCUCUUGAGUGAUGGGCCAAUUUUAAACCCAACCUGAUCUCUUACCACCACAAUGCAGCACUUCUCUAUAUCCUCCUGGAGGGCUGAAAAGACUGUAUAAGCAUGAGUUGUAUCAUUUAGAAAGAAACCCUCGCCCUCAUCUUCAGUGUUUUGCAGUAUGUAGGGAAGCAAUAUGUGUAACCAAUAUGAUGGAAGGGUCCGGGAAGAGCAUUCAAGGCUUUGCGCAAAGGGUUAUUGUUUGACCAAGGACGUCUCUAAUUUUGGCUAGCUGAGUUUCCACCAUUUUGUUGCCACUCAUCUGGCUCAUACAGAGCUGAGCGUUAAUGAAUGGGGAAGUGCGUAGGGGUCAGGGUAGGGGUCAAUUAAUUAAACCCAAUUCCAAAUUUUCUUUGAAAAGAUUGGUUUAAAAUUGUGUGAGUCACAGGUGUGUUUUUGAUGGCUGUGUUUAAUUGUAAUGUGUUUUCUCUGGUUUAAAUGUCACUGAAUGUUUUCAGGUGGUGUCCUGUGUGCCUCAAGUGGAGCUUGAAGUAGAAUAUGGAAGUCAGUCAUCUGAUUGGCUUUGAGAAGGGCUGUCUUCUCUUCAGUAUAACUUACUGCUCGUGGUCUCUUUUGUUUUAAUGAUUCCACGCUUAGAGCCUUAGUCCAAUGGCUGCAAAGCAUGGUUGGGGGUCGAUGACAUUUUUCAAGUGACGAUUUUAGAAUGCAAAUUCACGGAUAAAAAAUAAAGGGGUCAUUUUCAAUUCGACCCCUCAACCCUGCUGCAAACAGAUAAUCAGUUUCCUCUUCUCAUCAUUUCAGAAAUCAUACAUUCCUCUCAGCCAUACGAACCUGUUUGACUUACCAACUGAAAAUGAUUGAAUGUGAAAUGAACCUGUAUAUUCCUACCCUCUGCUGGAUAUGAGGAUGCACAGUUAUGUUGUGUUAGUCAUGUGUAUCAAUAUUAUGUGUACAUGUAGGGGUGGGGACAUUCUCCCCCUAGGCCCUGAUUCCUCCUAAGAGGGGGGUGGGAACAGUCAAGUUUCUCUGGAGCCUCAUUGGGGCUGUGAAUGUUCUUUAUUUCACUGUCGUGCUGUUAUGUCUACCAGUGUUCCAAUAAAGGCUACAACAUA
Molecule: messenger RNA, 3416 nt
Organism: Salvelinus fontinalis (brook trout)
Lineage: Eukaryota; Metazoa; Chordata; Actinopteri; Salmoniformes; Salmonidae
Product: E3 ubiquitin-protein ligase CHIP-like
Exons: 8
Coding region: 395-1261 (288 amino acids)
Biological process (GO): positive regulation of proteolysis; cellular response to misfolded protein; protein quality control for misfolded or incompletely synthesized proteins
Cellular component (GO): Z disc; cytoplasm
Molecular function (GO): ubiquitin protein ligase activity; protein-folding chaperone binding
Source: RefSeq, a predicted model, not a curated record